This is a messenger RNA of Drosophila subpulchrella, 1183 nucleotides long. It is a transcript of the gene Secp43, whose product is annotated as tRNA selenocysteine 1-associated protein 1. The record is from RefSeq and is a predicted model, not a curated record. The transcript is spliced from 2 exons. Gene Ontology annotation, molecular function: RNA binding. Lineage: Eukaryota; Metazoa; Arthropoda; Insecta; Diptera; Drosophilidae. Bases 106 to 1119 code for a protein of 337 amino acids.
AUUUUUCACAUCACUAGCCUGGUCGUUAGAAAAAAAGAACAUAUUUUUUAGAUUUGCGUUUGUUGUGUUGAUUUAAACGACAGAAAACAGUUCAUUUAAGCAGCCAUGGCCUCUGUACAUUGUCAACUGUGGAUGGGAAGCCUGGAAUCCUACAUGACCGAGAACUUCAUAAUCGCCGCUUUCCGGAAGAUGGGCGAGGAUCCCACCACCGUGCGACUGAUGCGCAACAAGUACACCGGCGAACCGGCCGGCUACUGCUUCGUCAACUUCAUAUCGGAUGACCAUGCGCUGGACGCGAUGCACAAGCUGAACGGAAAGCCCAUUCCCGGCACCAAUCCCAUCGUGCGCUUCCGCCUGAACUCUGCCAGCAACUCGUACAAACUGCCCGGCAACGAGCGCGAAUUUAGCGUCUGGGUGGGCGACCUCAGCUCGGAUGUGGACGACUACCAGCUGUACAAGGUCUUCUCCAGCAAGUUCACCUCCAUCAAGACCGCCAAGGUGAUCCUGGACAGCCUGGGCUUCUCGAAGGGCUACGGCUUUGUGCGUUUCGGCAUCGAGGAUGAGCAAAAGUCGGCGCUGUACGACAUGAACGGCUACAUCGGACUGGGCAGCAAACCCAUCAAGAUCUGCAAUGCUGUGCCCAAGCCAAAGUCCGAGUUGGGCUCUGGCCUGGGAGAAGGAAACACAAACUAUGGCUAUGGUGGCUCCGGAACAAGUGCUUCCACGGUCGGGGGAACAGACUACUCGCAGUACUACGACCCCACCAGCACCUAUUGGCAGGGAUAUCAAGCCUGGCAGGGCUACUACGAGCAGGCUGGUCCUUCGAUCACAGAUGCAGCUGCUUACUACCAGCAGGCCAUGUCCCAGUCGCAUUCCAACCCACAGACCCUUGCCCAGCACGCCGAAGCCUGGAGCGCUCAACGCAGCGCUCAGUACGAACAGCAGCAGCAGACGGCGACGGCCGCCAACGGAGCUGAUGAUGAGUACGGAUUGGUGGAGCACAAGUUCGUCCUGGACGUGGACAAGUUGAAUCGCGAGGCCAUCGACGCCGAUCGCCGGCUGUACGACGCCCUGGAGAGCUCCAAGUGGCUGCCCAUCGAACAGCUGGAGGUCUUUUAAGCCGCUGAAUAUAGUUAUAGCUUAGUUAUUAUCGGAAAAUACAUGAGCCCGUCUCUUAGCGUUA